Molecule: messenger RNA, 3477 nt
Organism: Closterium sp. Yama58-4
Lineage: Eukaryota; Viridiplantae; Streptophyta; Zygnematophyceae; Desmidiales; Closteriaceae
Source: the annotation of a GenBank genome assembly
AUGGAGCAUCCUGGAACCUUCCAGAGUGCGCAGACUGCUGUUCGCUCCGUCAGUCCUUCCCGCGAUUCCGCCAGCCCAGCGUUUCCUCCUACAGCCGUCGCGCUUCGUGUGCCAUCUUUAGCGCCGUCAAUCGCGUCCUCCCGUCCACGUGUCGCUCUCAGCCUGAAACAACACCCUCAAUCGCGAGUCGCGCUCCCCUCUUCCUUCGCCUCUCCUUCGUUCUCCACCUUUCUCUCCCACUCUCAUCCCUCGUCUUCGUCUCCCCAUUCGUCUCACAUGAAGCUUUCCAAAAAUCGCCUAUCCGUACGCGCUACAGCACUCCCCACUUCUGUCGCUACUGCCGUGCAGCCAAUCGUCGAUGCCUUCCUCCUCCAGCCUGCCACGUGGCAAUCCGCUCUCCUUGUCACGUCCACAAUUUUCGCUGUUGAGCUGCCUGGACUUCUCGCUGGGCUGACCGUGCCAGGGAUUUUGUCCGCGUUUCUCCUGGGUGUGACUGUAUGGAGGGCGUUCUAUUGGCCGGGCUUCCUCAUCGUCUGCAUGUACUUCAUUCUCGGCACACUAGUAACCAAGGUGAAGCUGAAGCAGAAGCAGCAGGAGGGAAUAGCGGAGAAGCGAAGCGGAAGAAGGGGGCCAUGGAGCGUGGUGGGAUCAGCUGCUGCUGCGGUGGUGUGCUGCCUGGGAGCCAUAGCUGCUGCAGGAGGGGGAGCUGGAGUGGGGUUGGAGGGGGUGGUGCUGCCUAGUGUGGCGGUGUGGCAGCUGGGCUAUGUCGCCAGCUUUGCUACGAAGCUGUCGGACACUGCUGGGAGCGAGAUUGGCAAGGCAUUCGGCAAGCGGACUUUCCUGGUGACUUCCUUCCAGCCAGUUCCCAGGGGGACAGAGGGCGCCGUGAGUCUUGAGGGGACGUUGGCAGGACUGGCAGCUGCUGUUGUGCUGUCCGCUGCUGCUCUGCUCACCAAUCAGGUGAGCCUUCUUGGAGCCCUCUUCUGCACACUAGCAUCACAGAUUGCCAAUUUCGGAGAGAGUUAUGUGGGGGCUACACUCCAAGACAAACCCGGUUACGAAUGGAUGACAAAUGACAUCGUGAAUGUGAUCAACAUUUCUUUUGGGGCUUUGAUAGCCAUGGCCCUUGCGCUCCCCGCUUCUGUCGCUACCAUUCUGCAGCCAACCGUCGAUGCCUUCCUCCUCCAGCCUGCCACGUGGCAAUCCGCUGUCCUUGUCACGUGCACAACUUUCGCCGUCUUGAUGCCCGGACUGCUCGCCGGGCUGAACCUGCCAGGGGUGCUGUCCGCGUUUCUCCUGGGUGUGACUGUAUGGAGGGCGUUCUACUGGCCGGGCUACCUCAUCCUCUGGCUGUACUUCAUUCUCGGCACACUGGUAACCAAGGUGAAGCUGAAGCAGAAGCAACAGGAGGGGAUAGCAGAGAAGCGGAGUGGGAGGAGGGGGCCGUGGAGCGUGGUGGGGUCAGCUGCUGCUGCGGUGGUGUGCUGCCUGGGAGCCAUUGCUGCUGCAGGAGGGGGAGCUGGAUGGGGGAUGGAGGGGGUGGUGCUGCCGAGCGUGGCGGUGUGGCAGCUGGGUUAUGUGGCCAGCUUUGCUACCAAACUGUCGGACACUGCUGCCAGCGAGAUUGGCAAGGCCUUCGGCAAGCGCACCUUCCUGGUGACUUCCUUCCAUCCAGUUCCCAGGGGCACAGAGGGGGCAGUGAGUCUCGAGGGAACGGUGGCAGGUCUGGCAGCUGCUAUGGUGCUCUCUGCUGUUGCUCUGAUCACCAGCCAAGUGAGCCUUGUCGGAGCCCUCUUCUGCGUGCUGGCAUCACAAAUCGCCAAUUUCGGAGAGAGUUACGUGGGGGCUAUGAGCAGAUGUCGCCGUGCUGACGUCAGGUGCAGCGCAAGCCAAUCGGAUGCGUCGUUGCCAACUCAAGCAAGCGCGGAAGGCGCGGCAUUCAAGACUCUGCAGUCGUCCUUCGCGUCUCUAGACGCGGACUUCUUCUCCUCACUCCCUCGGGACCUCCAAGUGGAUCCCAGAGACGCAGUCUCCCUUCCCUCCCUCAUCCCCGCUCCCUCACCCCCGCUCCCUCACUCCCCCUCCCUCACUCCCCCUCCCUCACCCCCAUUUUCCCCUCCCCUGCUGCUCCCCGGUCAGCUCAAGGACGCGGCGUUUGACCUCACCAACGGGAAUGUCUCGGCAGAGGUGCGGGCAGUGCAGGUAGAGGGGUGGGGAAACAGAUUGGGGAAGGGUGGGAGAAAUGUGAGCGGAAGGCAGGAGGGGGGGGGAGCGUUUGACCUCACCAACGGGAACGUCUCGGCAGAGUGCGGCCUAGCAGUGUCAGCAGCUCUCUCCGCCCUCACAGCCGUGCUCACGGCUUCAGAGGCCGCUCCUGCUGCUGCCAUGACGUGCCUUCCCAUAGUCCUCUGGUUCCCCCUCCCUCUCUCUCUCCUCUCCUCCGAUUGUUUCUCCCAGUGCAGCCCAGCAGUGUCAGCAGCCCUCUCCGCCCUCGCAGCCGCGCUUACGGCGUCAGAGGCCGCUCCUGCUGCUGCCUUCAUGUGCCUCCUCUUGCUGCCUCCUCUUGCUGCCCCUUUGCGCUCGUCUUCCCCCUCCCAGUGCGGACCAGCAGUGUCAUCAGCUCUCGCCGCACUCACAGCGGCCCUCACGGCGUCAGAGGCCGCUCCUGCUGCUGCUGCCGCUUCUGUCGCUGGGCUUAAGGAUGCUGCUGCGAAGCUUCCCCCUGGAGGGAGAGAACGGGCGGGUAAGAGAUGGGAGGGAGGAUUGGGGAUUGCAAGGGGGGACGGUAAGGGGGAGGACAAGGGGGUGGGGUUCGGUGAGGAGGGUGGAGAGGGAGGGGGAGAGGAAGGGGGAGGUCAAGAGGGAAACAGGGAAAGAGGAAAAGAGAAUGCUGGGCAGGAGGCUGCGAGCAGCCGGCAGGCGGUUCACGGGCAUGGGGGCAUAUGCACAGGGCAAGGCGGCUCAGGUGAGGCGACAUUUGAGGCGAAUUUUGAGGCGCCUCAAAAGGCGGUUCACGGGCAUGGGGGCAUAUGCACAGGGCAAGGCCGCCCAGGCGCUGCUGCUGCUGCGGGCGCCGCUGCCGCCACCAUCGCCAAGCAUCUUUUGUACUCUCUCCCUGCCCUCUCCUCUCUCCCUGCCCUCUCCUCUCUCCCUGCCCUCUCCUCUCUCCCCACCCUCCUUCGUGCUCACCAGCUCGGUCCUCUCACGGUGGACGUCACGCCUUCCAAGGCACUCACUGGCGCUGCCAUUGCUGUAGCGUUUGGAGUGGUGAGCUGGGUGCUGGUAUCAGGGCUACAGUCAGUGGACGAGAGCUCCCUUGCCUAUGCCAACAACAACGCUCUUGCUCUCGCACUUUCUCUGCGGGGGGCUCUGCUCGCUCUGGGCUACAGCUGCUGCUUCCUCUCUGCCUUUUCUGCUGCUGGCCUGCUUGCACUUGCAAGGGAGCUCAGCUUACAGGGAGGAGGGGAAGGCAAGUGA